This is a messenger RNA of Eruca vesicaria subsp. sativa (arugula), 651 nucleotides long. The record is from the annotation of a GenBank genome assembly. Lineage: Eukaryota; Viridiplantae; Streptophyta; Magnoliopsida; Brassicales; Brassicaceae.
AUGCAGACGAUGGAUCCUCCUGCUCAGCCGCAGAACCAGCAGAUGGUGAGCUUCAGCUUUAGCAGUCAGAUGUCUAGAGAAGACGAGGAGAUGGCUCGUUCUGCUCUCUCUGCGUUUAGGGCUAAAGAGGAUGAGAUCGAGAAGAGGAAAAUGGAGGUUCGUGAACGAGUCAAGACUCAAAUGAGUCGGGUCGAGGAAGAAACCCGACGUCUCGCCAACAUCCGCGAGGAGCUUGAGUCUAUGGCAGAUCCAAUGAGGAAGGAAGUUGCUUGGGUGCGCAAGAAGAUUGAUAGCGUCAACAAAGAACUCAAACCAUUAGGUGCAACUGUUCAAAAGAAGGAAAGAGAGUACAAAGAAGCAUUGGAUACAUUCAAUGAGAAGAAUCGUGAGAAAGUUCAGCUUCUCACCAAGCUAAUGGAGUUGGUUGGAGAAAGCGAGAAGCUGAGAUUGAAGAAGCUUGAGGAGCUUAGCAUGAGCAUGCAAACUGAGUGAUUCCCUAUCUCAAAGACCAACUAGUCAGGAACUAACUGGGCUUAUUAGGGUUGUGUUAUGGUUCUAGUUAUUUUCAUGAUGUUUUUGUGGGUGUUUAUGCUUUUGAUUAACCAUAUUAGGGAAGGCACAUGUAAUGUGAGGUAACGCUGAAUGUUAAAG